Aspergillus homomorphus CBS 101889 is the source of this 312-nucleotide messenger RNA. RefSeq lists its product as uncharacterized. NCBI's taxonomy places the organism in Eukaryota, Fungi, Ascomycota, Eurotiomycetes, Eurotiales, Aspergillaceae. The record is from RefSeq and is a predicted model, not a curated record. The transcript has 2 exons. The annotation marks the transcript as partial.
AUGUCCGCCCGCCUAACCCCCCUCUUCAUCCUCCUCGGCGUCCUCCUCAUCCUCGCCGGCAUCGGCUACGUCGCCUACUCCAUCGUCCAGGACGUAUCGCGGCACACGCGCUCCAAGAUGGAAGGCAAGAACGUCAUGUUCACACGCGAGGGCAUGAAGGUCGGGGUGCGCGAGGUCCAAGAUGAGGAGUACUUGGAUCGGAGUCAGAGUGUCCUGGUCAACAUGUGGAAUCAUACCUCUUUCCCUGCGUAUAAGAGUCGGUUUUGGGAUAUGACUAAGCCCACGGUUUGGGGGCAAGACGAUAAAAAGAAG